This is a messenger RNA of Protomyces lactucae-debilis, 402 nucleotides long. Its product is annotated as enhancer of rudimentary. The record is from RefSeq and is a predicted model, not a curated record. The transcript is spliced from 6 exons. Bases 37 to 357 code for a protein of 106 amino acids. NCBI's taxonomy places the organism in Eukaryota, Fungi, Ascomycota, Taphrinomycetes, Taphrinales, Protomycetaceae.
GUGCACUAGAGUCUGUAUACUGCUGUCUAUGCUGCUAUGGCGAUGAACAAGCCGCACACUCUGCUCAUGUUCCAAAAGACAGAGUCGGCUGCACAACGGACGUGGUCUGAGCACUCAAGUGCGGAUGCGGCCGUUCAGUACAUCAUCGGCGUCUAUGCUGGAGGCAUCGCUCGACGGAAUCCGCACAAGGAGAUCAGUACGACGGAUGUGCUCAAUUUUGUGGACCAGCUGCAUGAUGUUGUGGCGAUGGUCUAUGACAGCAAGCUGGAGUCCUAUGUAGCGCGUGACUCUGGGUGGCUCAAGAAGCGGAUAUCUGGCUACUGGGAGAAGCAGGACCAGGAUGCCGUGCGUAGAUAGUAAAUGUUCCAGUCCCGCUGUCUCACCCAAAUUUGAGAUUCGCCC